AUGUUGCAACGAACUGUCAAGCGUCAGUUCAGCCUUACCAACAGACAAUUGGCAGACUUCUCACAUGUUGUCAUUGGAGGAGGUGUUGUAGGUACGGCAAUCGCCGCCGAACUCCAGAAAGUACCGGGGAAUAAUGUUACGCUCCUCGAGCAACACGAGAUGCUAGGCAUGGAGACGACCAGUCGAAACUCAGAAGUUAUUCACGCUGGAUUGUAUUACCCGAAAGACUCACUCAAGGCAAAGUUUUGUAUCCGAGGAAAAAACUUAAUUUAUGAUAAGCUCGAUGCUGCACUUGUGCCAUAUAAACAGUGUGGGAAGUGGGUUGUGGCUCAGAACGAGAAGGAACAACAGUACAUCGAAGGGCUUCAAAAGAACGCUGAUAGUUUGGGCGUUCCAGUAUCGCUUGUCUCUGCCAAUCAAGCUAAAAGGCAAUUUCCAUUGAUAAGGGCCGAGGCAGGUGCCCUUGAGUCUCCAACUACUGGAAUCAUCCUGGCUCACGAUUUGACCUUGUUCUUCCAGGCAGAGUUUGAAAACAAUGACGGAACAGUAGCCAUCAACACAAAGGUGGACGAUGUCGAAUACGAAGCAUCAAUACCUCAGUACAGAAUAGCUUGCACGGAGCAGGGCUCCGGGGAGCAAUUUGAAAUCACUUCCGAUAACAUUGUGAACUCAGCAGGCCUUUUUGCACAAGAAGUCGCCAACAUGGUGCUACCAAAAGAACGUCACUUCAAGAGCUACUUCGCCAAGGGAAGCUACUACGCUUACGCACCAGAAACUCCACUUCCCACAAGUAAAAUCACUUCCAAGCUCAUUUACCCAUGUCCCAAUCCCAAUGCGUCGAGUUUGGGCACUCACUUGACAUUCGACUUGGGCGGGCAGUUGCGCUUUGGACCGGACUUGGAAUGGGUUGACUGCAACAGCGCUCUGGAGUUAAAUUACGACGUUUCUGCGAACAGAAUCGAAGAAGCCGCCAAAUCCAUCGCAACCUACUUUCCGAGCAUAACUCCAGAUCAGUUGCAGCCAUCGUACUCAGGCGUACGGCCAAAGCUCUUGUCGCAGGAGGAAAACCGUCAAAGGUUUGCGGAUUACUACAUCAAGGAGGAUGGGUUCAAAGGGUUUGUGAACCUUAUAGGUAUAGAAAGUCCCGGCCUCACCUCAUCAUGGGCAAUCGCGGAGCACGUAGCGAGCCUAUACCAUCCAUAG
Messenger RNA from Candidozyma auris, 1203 nucleotides. RefSeq lists its product as uncharacterized. Gene Ontology annotation, cellular component: mitochondrion. NCBI's taxonomy places the organism in Eukaryota, Fungi, Ascomycota, Pichiomycetes, Serinales, Metschnikowiaceae. Gene Ontology annotation, molecular function: (S)-2-hydroxyglutarate dehydrogenase activity; (S)-2-hydroxy-acid oxidase activity. The transcript has a single exon. Bases 1 to 1203 code for a protein of 400 amino acids. The record is from RefSeq and is a predicted model, not a curated record.